Messenger RNA from Nanorana parkeri, 1412 nucleotides. RefSeq names its product thioredoxin domain containing 5 (gene TXNDC5). Gene Ontology annotation, cellular component: endoplasmic reticulum. NCBI's taxonomy places the organism in Eukaryota, Metazoa, Chordata, Amphibia, Anura, Dicroglossidae. The record is from RefSeq and is a predicted model, not a curated record. Gene Ontology annotation, molecular function: protein disulfide isomerase activity. Bases 35 to 1234 code for a protein of 399 amino acids. Gene Ontology annotation, biological process: protein folding. The transcript has 10 exons.
UCCUCUCCUCUCCUCACUACACCAGGCCGGGAAGAUGUUGCGAGGCCGCCGCUCUGCUCUUCUGCUCUGGGUGCUGCUGGUUGGUGUGUCCGGGGAGCCGGCAGAGGAGGAAGACCCGCACAGCAAGCACCUCUAUUCGGCUGAAAUGUUCAGCCAUGCCGUCAAGGAGGCCCCGCACUUUAUAAUGUUCUUCGCUCCAUGGUGUGGACAUUGUCAACGUCUUCAGCAAACAUGGAAUGAUUUGGGUGAUAAAUAUAAUAAUAUGGAAAAGACUCCAGUUUAUGUUGCCAAGGUGGAUUGUACUGUGGACAGCGCUAUAUGUUCUGAUAAUGGUGUUCGAGGAUACCCAACUCUGAAGCUGUUUAAAGCGGGCCAAGAAGCUGUGAAGUAUCAGGGAGCGAGGGACUUCCAGACGCUGGAAAACUGGAUGCUUCAGACUCUAAACGAGCAACCAGAAGAACCAAAAGUUGAGCAGGAAGUCCCUAAAGCACCAGAGGGCAAACAGGGCCUUUUUGAGCUCUCCUCAGGAAAUUUCAAGGAUCACAUUGCUGAAGGAAACCACUUCAUCAAAUUUUUUGCCCCUUGGUGUGGCCAUUGCAAAUCAUUGGCUCCGGCAUGGGAGCAGCUGGCUUCCUCCCAUCAGAAAUCUUCAACAGUCACAAUUGCAAAGGUUGACUGUACUCAGCAUAAUGACCUCUGCUCCGACAAUCAAGUGCGUGGCUAUCCCACACUGCUCUGGUUUAGAAAUGGUGAAAAAGUGGAUCAGUACAAGGGCAAGCGGGAUUUGGAUUCCUUGAAAGAGUAUGUGGAAAGCCAGUUGAAAACAACAGAUAAGGAAGCUGAUGUCCCAGCACAAGCGGACGAACCAGCGCAAGCAGAUGAACCAGCAGCAGUGGAAUCCAAGGUACUGACUCUUACGGAAAAUAACUUUGAUCAAACUGUUGCCAAAGGUAUCAGCUUUAUAAAGUUCUAUGCACCAUGGUGUGGACACUGUAAGCAUCUAGCUCCUACAUGGGAGGACCUUUCCAAUAAAGACUUUCCUGGUAUGAGCGAUGUUAAAAUAGCUAAAGUGGACUGCACUACUGAGCGAUCCCUCUGUAAUAGGUUCUCGGUUCGGGGCUAUCCAACAUUGCUGCUGUUCCGUGCUGGAGAAAACGUGAGCGAGCACGAAGGAGCUAGAGACCUGGAGACGCUACAGAACUUUGUGUUGCGGCACUCCAGGGAUGAACUGUAAACCAUCCUGAACCCUAUGGGUUUGAACUGUGUGUACAGGCCAAACAGUUACUGAGUCAUUUACAUGCAGUACUGCAGAGCAUACUUAAAUAAUGGUUUGUCUUCUGGGUGUUCUGUAAGAUGCACACAACCCUGGAGAUAAAAACAGGGAUCUACAAUUUUUAUCUUUCAGAAUGACC